Leptosia nina is the source of this 1308-nucleotide messenger RNA. The record is from the annotation of a GenBank genome assembly. Lineage: Eukaryota; Metazoa; Arthropoda; Insecta; Lepidoptera; Pieridae.
AUGACAGCGUACUUCUUCUCGAUAUUCUUCCUCAAAGUUAGCACCACCUGGCCUAAAGUUGUAAAGGAUAUUCAGAAAUAUGAGCGGUUACUGAAGCCUAUAAAUGGUCCUCAGAAUUUUAUAAAAUUGAUUCACAAAUGUAUGGUGAUUUUAAUUGCUAGUGCUGCAAUUGAGCACGCCCUGUAUUUAACAUUUAUCGUUCUGGUCACGUAUCGUAACGCACCACGCAAUGGUACAGAAGUUUGGCUCCAACACUAUUUCACGAACAACUUUAAGGAGCAGUUCUAUUAUAUUCCUUAUAACACUGUGAUGGGUUUUGGGUUCCAGUUCGCAUUGCUACAACAGACGUUUUUGAUCUCCUAUAUUGAUUUCUUUAUCGCUGCGCACGCGUUGUAUUUGGCACAACAUUUUCGCACGUUUAACAACAAUUUACGACAAAAGCAAAAUAGGCGUGGAAGCAAAAUACAUUGGGCACACAUACAAAUGCAAUACACUCGUUUGUGUGACCUAACAAAGAAAAUGGACAAUUUUUUAAACCCCGUUAUAUUUGCGUCUCUUUUGGAAAACCUUUUACAAAACUGCAAUGUUAUUUUUAUCAUUUUGAGAGAUGCAGAUAGAGAAUUUUAUACGGAAUUUAGAUACUAUAGUCUACUCUUCUUAAUGUCCAAGUCCAUUUUAACUAUAGGUGUUCUUGGUUGGCUUCAUAACCUGAGUCGUGAACCACUCCAAGCUCUAUAUGAACUAGAUUCUAGAGCAUAUAGUAUUGAGACUGUACCAGCAAACUUUUGGCGAAAUAUAAGAGAAGAAUACAAUAGGGCUACAAAUUUAGUGCGGCGCUUAGACGAUGUUAUCGGAGGAAUUAUCUUUAUAUCCUUUGCGAAUAAUUUAUUUUUUAUAUGUCUGCAGUUACUAAACACACUUGCAGACGGCAUAAAAGCUUCGCCGUCGUGUAGCUUAGGUGCAGAUGAGAGACCGUUAAAGGGCUACGAACAAGCAGUGUACUUCAUGUAUUCUUUUAUGUUUCUCGUUAUGAGAUCACUAGCUGUGUCCCUGGUAGCGGCGAAGGUGUAUUCGACAAGCAAGGAGCCCGCAUUUGCAUUGUACGAAAUUCCACCAGCUAUGUAUUCAAUAGAGGUGCAAAGAUUCCUUGAUCAAAUCCAUGGAGAAUCCGUCGCAUUGAGUGGUCUCCGCUUCUUCCAAAUAAAACGUGGAUUAGUUCUCACAAUUGCAGGUACGAUAGUUACGUACGAAUUGGUUCUGCUCCAGUUUGGUAUCAACCCAGCAGCUCCGAAACACAAAUUAUACUAA